Molecule: messenger RNA, 534 nt
Organism: Lipotes vexillifer (Yangtze River dolphin)
Lineage: Eukaryota; Metazoa; Chordata; Mammalia; Artiodactyla; Lipotidae
Gene: GP9
Product: glycoprotein IX platelet
Exons: 1
Coding region: 1-534 (177 amino acids)
Molecular function (GO): protein binding
Source: RefSeq, a predicted model, not a curated record
AUGUCCAUCUGGGCUGCCCUGCUCUUGGUUUGGGCGGCCGCCGAGGCCUCCGAGGACUGCCCCGCCGCGUGCGCCUGCCGCGCCCUGGACACCAUGGGGCUGCUGGUGGACUGCGGGGGCCGGGGACUUGCGGUGUUGCCCGCCCUCCCGGCACACACGCGCCACCUCCUGCUGGCCAACAACAGCCUGCGCUCAGUGCCCCCGGGAGCCUUCGACCACCUGCCGCAGCUGCAGAGCCUCGACGUGGCGCACAACCCCUGGCGCUGCGACUGCGGCGUCACGUACCUGCGCCUCUGGCUGGAGGACCGCGCGCCCGCGGAGCUGCUGCGCGUGCGCUGUGCCGGCCCCGGCCCCGCCUCCGGCCGCGCGCUCGGGCAGCUCAGCGGCUCCGAGCUGGGCAGCUGCGGCUGGAGCCUGCGGGCGUCCUGGGCCGACCCGGGGCCCUGGUGGGACGCGGCGCUGGCCGUCGUGGCCGCGCUGGGCCUGGCUCUUCUGGCGGGCCUGCUGUGCACCGUCCCCGUGCCCCGCGCCUGA